AUGGCCCUGGGCCGGCCGGCAGAGCGGGCAGGUCCCGGCGCGGCGCUGGCGCUGCUGUCGCUGCUGGUGCGGGCGGCCGCCCCCCCGGCCAUGUGCCCUCCGGGGGACUCGGGCUGCCGCUUCCUCAGCGUGGUCGACCUCUUCGACCGCGUGAUCCGGCACUCGGGCAGGAUCCACAGCCUGUCCACCGAGCUGGAGAAAUACUUACCGCCCCGUAACAACGAGCUGGGCAGGCCCGCGAGGAAGUGCCACACGGCCACCAUGCUGACCCCCAACGGCAAAGAGUACGCCCAGAAAAUCCCGAGAGAAGAACUAGCCUACUUGAUCCUGAAGCUUCUGCAAGCCUGGAAAGAGCCACUUUCCCACUUUAAUCAGCACAUUGAAAACCUUCAGGAGCUACCUGGUGAGAGCCUCAGCAAAGCGAAGCAAAUCAGCAACAUGGUACAUGAGCUGGAGACUGGGGUUGAGAAAGUGACAGAAAAGAUGCAGUCAAUGGGCAUCAUCAGCAAUUCAUUACACGGAAUGGCAUCAUCUGAAGCUGCUGGCUUAUCAAUUAGUAAUGAAGCAAAUAUGAUGAGUGACUCUGACUUUAUUCACUGUUUCAGGAGAGACUCCAAUAAAGUACAAAGCUACUUAAAAAUUCUGAAAUGUAGGAUUAUGCCAGAAAACAGUUGUUGA
Molecule: messenger RNA, 678 nt
Organism: Phasianus colchicus (ring-necked pheasant)
Lineage: Eukaryota; Metazoa; Chordata; Aves; Galliformes; Phasianidae
Product: prolactin-like
Biological process (GO): positive regulation of receptor signaling pathway via JAK-STAT; response to nutrient levels
Cellular component (GO): extracellular region
Molecular function (GO): hormone activity
Source: RefSeq, a predicted model, not a curated record